AUGGGGUUAGAUGUUCGCGCCGCCGAGCUCAAGGAGAAACUUCUCAAAAGCCGCGGCCAGGGCCGUGCGAAGGUGGCACAGCUCAAGACCGAUGACGCCAACACAACUCCGAAUGUAACAACCGGAACUGUACCCAAGGCUCCCUCUCCAGGCCCAUCAGUGUCAGAGGGGAUGAAGCUUCCGGAUGCUACCCCUCGGGAGGCUCCCAAGCCGCCCACACCGCAUUCGAUUCUGGCCGAUGAAAAUGAUAUCGCGGCCCUUAUUUCGUCCAUCUCGGGAUCUGCUGCCAUAGAGCCACCGGAGCAACCAUCCAAACAACCGGACCGAGCGCCCACGGUUUCCACCGAGAACCCUGUUGAGAAAGGCGAGACUACUCGGAAGAAUGUUGGCUCGAUGGUACCUCCGGCGCCGAGGGCGCCAGCCAUGGGAACCGCAUGCAAGGUGGCAGGCCGCGAGGAUACCAAGAACGACAACAAAGCAGUAGCAAAGACUGCACUCGACCGAGACAUCUCCCAGGUGCCCAAAACACUCAGCGUCAACAACCAUCAGGAAACGGCCCACGAACGGCAUGCCCCAACCUUUACGAAACCACCAACCCGUAGUCGAGCUGACAGUAGGAAAUAUCCCAAGCCAAGGCACUCCCCUGAGGUGGCCCCGCCUGCUAUAGAGCCGGAGAGCCCCCAGGUAACGCCGACCACAGUCGCUAGGGCUGCUCGGGCCGCCGCCAAAGACAUGCAUACGGACCGCUCUGGAGCAGUCUCAUCUGACGAUGGCUUUUCCCGCCUACUGGACCAGGUCCCCGAUCUCAAAGACUUCCUUGAAAUGAGUGACUACUACGAUGUGGAGACUCGGACUAGAAAGCUCGACCGGUUUCGGAGAGCAAAGGCACUCGCGGCCGAGAGACUAAGGCUCGAGGAGGAGGAGCGGCAACUCAUGAGAGAAGAGGAGCUCGAUCUCCAGCGAUCGACCGUCGCACGGUUCACAAGCGCGGUAUCUAGCGCGGCGUCGGAUGGAGAGACUACUAGUCUGCCAACCCCGGUUACCCCAGUGCCUACCAGCAGCAUUAGCACUCGCGAGACCAAAGAGGCACCGGGCGCUAACGGUACCAAGCGAGCACGUGAAGAAGAUGAGUCCCGGGGCCGCCAAGAGAAGACACCGCGGCUCGAAGGGUCCAUAAAGGAGAUCGAUGAGAGGCCCAGGCCGGACGACAGGCACAGGGAGGACGACCGGCGGGAUGCGCGGGACCUCCGCCGCGACUCGCGGUCUCGGCUCGACGACCGCUCAUAUCAGAGCCCGCCUCCUCGGCGUCGAUACCGAGACGAGGACGACUACGAUAGUCGUCACCGACACGAUAGCCACAAGGACGACAAUCGUCGUCAUCAUCACCAUUCAGAGAGCCGUUCAAGAUACCCGACUCGUGUUGAUUUAGGCGCUAAGGGUGAAUCGCGUUUCUUUAUCGUCAAGUCGUUCAACCAUGAGAAUGUGAGGAUAUGCAUGGAAGAGAACCUCUGGACGACACAAAUCCAAAACGGCGAGAUCCUCGCCGAAGCCUUCGCCAAGUGCAAAAACGUCAUCCUGUUCUUCUCCAUCAACCAGAGCAAAGCGUUCCAGGGCUACGCACGCAUGGCAUCCGCCCCGUCGCCGGACACCCCGCGCCCGUCGUUUGUCAAGGGCCUGCACUGGGACACGAGCCACCCGUUCCGGGUGCAGUGGCUCAGCAAGACGGCCGUCCACUUCUUCCGCAUCGGCCACCUGAAGAAUGCCUGCAACGAGUACCGGCCCGUGCUGGUCGGCAAGGACGGGCAGGAGAUCGAUGGGGAGUGCGGGCCCAGGCUGCUCGGGGAGAUGGAGGAGAUCGCGCUGGCGGAGGGGUCUGGUUGGGGUGAGGGUGGUGGUGGUGGUGGUGGUGGUGGUGGUGGGGGUGACUAUGCGGCGUGGUCGGAGGGGUAUUAUUCGAAGAGGCGGGAUGGGUAUUAG
Messenger RNA from Chaetomium fimeti, 1977 nucleotides. RefSeq names its product YT521-B-like domain-containing protein. Lineage: Eukaryota; Fungi; Ascomycota; Sordariomycetes; Sordariales; Chaetomiaceae. The record is from RefSeq and is a predicted model, not a curated record. Gene Ontology annotation, molecular function: N6-methyladenosine-containing RNA reader activity; mRNA binding. Gene Ontology annotation, cellular component: nucleoplasm. The transcript has 5 exons. Gene Ontology annotation, biological process: regulation of alternative mRNA splicing, via spliceosome; mRNA splicing, via spliceosome. Bases 1 to 1977 code for a protein of 658 amino acids.